Megalobrama amblycephala (Wuchang bream) is the source of this 1450-nucleotide messenger RNA. RefSeq names its product tRNA methyltransferase 10C, mitochondrial RNase P subunit (gene trmt10c). Gene Ontology annotation, biological process: positive regulation of mitochondrial translation; mitochondrial tRNA 5'-end processing. The record is from RefSeq and is a predicted model, not a curated record. The transcript is spliced from 2 exons. Lineage: Eukaryota; Metazoa; Chordata; Actinopteri; Cypriniformes; Xenocyprididae. Gene Ontology annotation, molecular function: tRNA binding. Gene Ontology annotation, cellular component: mitochondrion; nucleoplasm; nucleus. Bases 151 to 1377 code for a protein of 408 amino acids.
UUUUACAAUAUCAAAUUAUUAAAGAUAUCUGAUUUAAUAAGCGAAAGGACAUCAGCACGGUCAUUUUUUAUUGUUGCACACAGACAUCCACAUGACAGCAGCAGCGUGUGUCCUUACUGACUUCUGAGGGAAUAUACAGAAAUACUGCUGAUGGUGAUCCAGGCAUGCGUGAUGUUUCUGCGCUCGUGUUCGCUGGCCGUGAGACGGAGCUGCACUCAGACGCUCCUCACCGUCAGACCCAUCAGCACCACCUGGACAGCCAGGAAAGAUGCGGCCGAGAAGCUGGACCUGGAUGUGUGGAAGUCCGUGAUGAAAUCUCAGGCGCUGGAUCCGAGCCCGAGUCCGUCAGCGCUGGACGUCAACCGCGAGCUGGUGGAGAUGUGGCAUCAGGCCGGGAAGUUUGUUCCGAAGAACAUCACGGACGAGCAGCUGGAGGAUCUCGCCGCGCUGACCACCAAAUCCGCCAAGAGGAAGUUCCUGAAGUUUCUCGCUAUUAAAGAAGCGCACAAGAUCUCCAAGAAGGAGAAGCAGGAUAAGAAGAAGUCCGAGAGGGACACGGACGCAGAAACAGAGGAGCGAGAGGAGCGAGAAGGACUCAAGAACACCUUCCUGAUGAAGUUCUGGAACAGCUCCAUGGAUCGGCUGCAGAACUGGCGGGCGGCGCAGGCCAUGCGCUUCGGUCAGCCGCUGGUGUACGACAUGAGCUACGAGCAGCACAUGACGCGGCGGGAGAUGGAGAACACCGUGUCGCAGCUGCUGGAGACGGAAGGCUGGAACCGCCGCGCCACAGACCCGUUUCACCUGCACUUCUGCGGCCUGCAGCCGGGGGGCGCCUAUCACCGCGAGCUCCUCAAACGCUACGGAGAGGAAACCUGGGAACGGCUGCUCAUCACGGCCACCGCGCGCCGACCCGUGGAUGUGUUUCCCCACGAGGAUCUGGUCUACCUCACGGCCGACUCGCACAACGUCCUGCGCACCUUCGACCACGGGAAGGUGUACGUCGUGGGCGCGAUGGUGGACCGCUCCAUUCACUCGGGCGUUUCGCUGGCCAACGCCAAACGCCUCAAGCUGGCCACGGCGCGCCUCCCGCUGGACGAGUAUCUGGACUGGGACUCGGGCGCCAAGAAUCUGACCCUGGAUCAGAUGAUCCGCAUCCUGACCACGGUUAAAGACACGGGCAGCUGGAAGGAGGCGCUGGAGUUCGUGCCGAAGAGGAAACACUGCGGCUUUCAUCAGCGCCAGAAGACCGGAGCACAUGUGAGAACUGUAAAGACUCAAUCCGUCCGUGAUGAACCUGCUGCUCCUCGAGGGCAGAAGAAUAAAACAGACGGACACAAAAGAAAGGAAAGAAAGACGUGGUGGGAGGAAGAAGGUUAAAAAUGUAAUACUGUUUAUUUCCCUUUAAUUGAGUUAUUGUGAGUCAAUAAAAAUGAUUUCAGGUGCCUCUUAU